AUGGCAAAGCCUGCCGCAAGGCAUGCCACCCCGGACGGCGAGAACGAUCCCACGCUUGCUACUCCUCGAGCCAAACCAGCUCAGCUACUGCCUUCUCGCAGUAGCAUGACCAACAUCACAAACUCCGUCGCCUCGAAACGAAUCCUGCCUCCGCACAUGCAAUCAGCUGCCAUGCCAAAGCGACCCUCCGAGUCACUCAAAUCUGCCAUGAGCAGCUCUUCCAAUGCGACCCCUCAGCCGAGGAGGAAGCGCACAGAUGCGGAACCCGCCACCGUCACCCCUCGCCCCAAAACCUUCUUUGACAAAUCUUCCGGUAUGCGCCAGAUGCAGUCCGUCAGCGACAUCUCUAGGCUCACAGCCGCUUCCUCCUCCAGCGAUGAUACCUCCAGAGCCGAUGAGAUCGAGCCCGUCAAAGCGUACCUCCGCAUCCGACCUCCUUCCAACGAUGCGCCCAAAGAGUCGGCUCGUCCUUACAUCGAGGUCGUCAGCGAUACCGAGGUUCUAAUGCACCCUCCUUCUCAAUCCGCUUAUAGCAGCGGUAUCCCCGGUUUCAGGUCAAGAACCGCCAGCAUCGCCCCUCCGACCAAGUACAUCUUCAGCAAAGUCUUUGGCAGUCAGACCAACUCUUCUGGCGCCCAGCAAGACAUGUCUCAGUCCGCCUUCUUCCAGCAGACCACACUGCCCCUCGUGGAAGCACUCCUCCAGGGCGAGAGCGGCCUCAUGUUCACCUACGGAGUCACCAACUCGGGCAAGAGCCACACCGUCAUGGGCAAUAGCGAAGCCGGAGGCGCAGGCAUUCUGCCCCGCUCGCUCGACGUCAUCUUCAACAGCAUCAAAGGUGUCGAGAGUACCGCAAGCAUCCAGCCCUCCGGUGUUUCUGGGGUUCAGCGCUUCGACAAGCAGUCUGCACAAGCCGAGGCCACUUCCAGCCUCGGUGUAAAUCCGUUUUUGAUUCCCAGCGUCUCCCGCCGGCUCUUCGGGGAGGCCCCUUCUCGGGCUGCAAAGCCGUCAAAGCCCAUGGAGCAUGACGCUACCAAGGUACCCGUAGAUCGCAACCUCCGAUACAGCGUUUUCGUCAGCUACGUCGAGAUCUACAACGAGAAGCUGUUCGACCUCCUCGAUGUCUCGCCUGGCUCCACCCUCGGUCGCUCGGAAUCGGUUCGUGGCUCCAAUUGGAGUCUUGCCAACCUCGCAAACGCUGCCCCGAGCUCCAUUCCUGCAAGCGCUAGCAGCAUCACGCUGAACCGCAAACCGCUCAGUCUCAAGAACGACCACGAGAAUGGCGGUAAAUACGUCGCUGGUCUUCGCGAGAUCAAGGUCACCUCGGCACAAGAGGCUCGCGACCUUCUGCAUCGAGGUCAGGAGAAUCGCGCAGUCUUUGGUACGAUGGCCAACAGGGCCAGCUCGAGAAGUCACGGCAUCUUUACCAUCAAAGUCAUUCGCCAUCAUGGGGGUCUCACCACCCUGUCCGACGACGAUCUCGACUCUUUCACCACCGCACGUCUCAGCAUUGUCGAUCUGGCAGGCAGCGAGCGUGUCGCCAACACCGGUCUGGCCAGCGGCGACCGUCUCAAGGAAGCCGGCAACAUCAACAAGAGCUUGAUGUGUCUCGGUCAGUGUCUCGAGACGCUCCGCAAAAAUCAGGUGCGCCUCACAGGGUCCACCGAGGGCGGCCAAGCUGCGACGGUGAAGCGGCGCAUGAGCAUCGUGCCAUUCCGUCACUCAAAGCUAACGGAGCUCUUCCAGAGCUUCUUUGUUGGCGAGGGCAAAGCUGUCAUGAUCGUCAACGCGAACCCUUACGAUACGGGCUUCGAUGAGAAUUCGCACGUCAUGAAGUUCAGCGCUAUCGCCAAAGAGGUCGCCGUUCCUCGUCACACGGGCGCCGUAACCAAGAUGUUGCCUCCGCUCCCGCCCGUACAAGAGCGCGCGUCAGGAUCUCGCUCGCUGCCCAAGUCAAAAUCGAGCAUCGACAUCAUCCCAUCAGACAGCGAGACUAGCGCAGAUGUCACCAUCAUCGAGGACGACGAAGAGCUCGACGACGAGAACCACGACUCUUUUGUCGACAUGCUCGUCGAGAAGCACGAGGAGCUGCGCCAGAAGCUGCAUGCUGCUGAGCUCCGCUGCGCCACCAUCGAGGCCGAGGUGCGACAGGAGAUGGCCGAUGAGAUGGAGCACCGUCUCCUCGAGAUGGAGGAGUUCUACAACCGCAGAAUGAUGACCGACGCCGAGCAAAAUGCACAAUUCACCAAUCGCAAGAUCGACUUGCUCGUCAGUACGCAAGCUCGAAACGAACCAGACCUUAGUACUCAAGGCGAUUCCGAGUUGCACCUCUCCGAUAUGAGCGUCAGCGAUGACGACCAUUACGAGUCUGGACACGACGAGGCGGAGGUCGAAGGUGCACUUGCUUCCAAGAGAGGCGGCGGUCUGGACCGCAGCAUGAGCGAAGUCAGCGCUAGUGAUCAGGACAGCGUGUUUGACGAUGCAGUCGAGGGUGACAUCUCAGCGCCCAUCGUCAUUGACGACGAUUCCGAACAGGAGCAAGCCUCUGACGGCGAACAUGAUGACGACGACGAGUCUGCCAUCCUCAAGCCAGGGAGGAUUCCUCAGCGCCGAGCAGCCAGCCAGGGCAAAAACUACGCCAUCUCCGAAUCCUCCAUCUCCGAAGCAGGAGAAGAUGAUUCUGACCUUGAGUCGGAAUCUGACGCAGCGUCGGCGAGCGACGAGGACGACGACAACAUGUCUUCAGCUGUCAGCGCUGCCGGCGACGACGAGAACGACAGCAGCGACGACAGCGACGCUGACGAAGAUGACGAUCCGGACAGCAGUAGGCUCGCAGCCGAAAGAGGCGAGACGCAGGCCUUCAUUGAGAUCGCGUCCAGCUUGCCCGACGGCAGCCUCGAUUCUAUCGCCAGCGCUCCUGUGGCAAAAGAUUCGGACUCGUCCUUCGACGAUGGCAGCGCCUUCUCUGACAGCGACGAGGACGAAGACUCUCGAUCCGCACCACGUCCGCCACAACGCAAAUCCGGUCGCACCAGCAACGUCAACAACAGCGCUCGCGGCAGCAACGGCAGCACUGCCACGACCCGCGCCCGUCGCUCUUCGAACAAGCCGCGCAAUUCGGUCAUCGACCUAGCUGGUCAGCUCACAGACCUGAGUGACGCCAGCAUGGUCGUCGAAGAGACCGUGACGCCUAAGAAGAAGCGCAAGCUGCGCAAGAAGGCGGCCGUGCAGGAAGACGACUGGGUCGAGCAGAUCGGUGACUCGAGCCUCGUCGAGGCGGUCUACUCGACCAACAAUAAUUCAGCCAGGGCAUCGGGCGCGAGUCGGGCUUCGCGCAGCUUCAGCAGUCGAAAGUCUGGUCGCUAUUGA
Kalmanozyma brasiliensis GHG001 is the source of this 3369-nucleotide messenger RNA. Its product is annotated as Kinesin, motor domain protein. Gene Ontology annotation, cellular component: nucleus; microtubule; kinesin complex. Gene Ontology annotation, molecular function: microtubule binding; microtubule motor activity; ATP hydrolysis activity. NCBI's taxonomy places the organism in Eukaryota, Fungi, Basidiomycota, Ustilaginomycetes, Ustilaginales. Bases 1 to 3369 code for a protein of 1122 amino acids. The transcript has a single exon. The record is from RefSeq and is a predicted model, not a curated record. Gene Ontology annotation, biological process: microtubule-based movement.